Messenger RNA from Eublepharis macularius, 1881 nucleotides. It is a transcript of the gene CCDC9B, whose product is annotated as coiled-coil domain containing 9B. Lineage: Eukaryota; Metazoa; Chordata; Lepidosauria; Squamata; Eublepharidae. The transcript has 12 exons. The record is from RefSeq and is a predicted model, not a curated record. The coding region runs from base 61 to 1881 and encodes 606 amino acids.
GGCCGACUGAUGGCUCUCCUCUUUUAGCUCUGCUGUGGAAUCCGCCAAGCUUCACCACUGAUGUCCAAAAUGCACCGACCUGAUGCCACAGUGGAUGAUGCAGUGUUGCGGAAGAAAGAGCUGAAAGAUGUUGAAUUGGAUAAGAAAAUCAUAGCUUUGCGGAAAAAAAAUGAAGCACUUAUGAGAAGAUAUCAAGAAAUAGAAGAGGACCGAAAGCGAGCAGAGCAGGAGGGAAUGGCUGUCACCUCGAGGAGAUCCAGGGCAGAUGGCCUUACCAUCACCAUUACCAAAGCUCAUAAUGAGAAAAGAGUAGUGAGUGAAAAAAGGGGAAGCGGCUGCUCUGCUGCCUCAAGCUUUGGGAUUGGUAGUGAGGAGGAGGAAGAGGAGGAGGAAGCAGAUCAUUUGUUUACAUUCAGGAUGGGGAAGAGGAUGCAGCUGGCAGUUACCAUGGACAAUAAAGCCAAGGGGAAGCGGAUUGUCAGUGAAAAACGGGGAUCAGAGUGUCUUGGGAGCCCUGAGGAAGCCCCAGACAUCAGCGAAGAAGAGAUGGAUCAGCUCGUGGCUUUCCGCAGAGGAAGAAGGAUGCAGAUUGCGAUUACGAUGGAUAACAAAGGCAAGGUGCAGGAAAAAAGAACAGUGGAGAGAAGGUGGUCAGAGAGCGACAAGCACUCCGAAAAUGUUCUUGGCAGAAAGGAGAGAGGGAAAUCUCCCCAGAAGAGUCCAGGAGACAAGAGCUGUAUCCUGUCUGGAAAAGAGCGAUCAGAAUAUAUGCGGUGGAAGAAAGAACGGGAUCAGAUUGACCUUGAGCGACUGGCACGUCACAAGAAUGCAAGGGGAGAAUGGCGACGGGCUUGGGACAUAGAAAAAUCAGAGCGUCUGUUUGAAGAUACUAAGGAUGGGGAAGUAGCUUUGGAUUGUGUCCAUAGUAAGAAAGGUACUAGAAAUAUCAGGAAGUCCCAGCACCGAUCAUUGCCUUCUGAAGGAAAAGGUGGAGGACCACAUAGAAUGGGCACCAGUGAGCCUGCUUCCAGAACAUUGCCAGUAACGAGCAGUAAGGCCAAAGGAAAGGACCGUUUGACAGGCAGAGCCAGACGAUGGGAUGCCAAAGAAGCUGAGGACCUGCCCUUCGUAAAAGAUGAUCCUGAUAACCAGAGAUACCCUAGAACUGAACAACUGAAGAAUCAAACUCUCGUCAGCGAGGCAGUAAAGGAACAUAACUGCACAGCAGGGUUAGAUAAGAAUGUUAAGCCACGAGAGGGCCAUAACCACAGUCUUUUUGUGCCACAAACUCAAGGAUGUGGAAAGAGCCCAUUUGGAGGUGAAGAUCAGGGCGCCAACGGAAAGACCAAGAAGGGCUUUGCUCAGGAAAUGCCUGCAUUCAGCGUGGAUGACCCUGAGGCAGAGUACAAACUCAAUAAUACAAUAGCUGGUGUUGAUCUGUCCCCCAAAGGCCAUGCUGUGAACAGCAGCUCUUGCCAGGGGGUGGCCCAGAGGCUCGUGCAAGCUGCUGGAUGUGCCAUUAAGGAAAUCAAUUCCGUGGAAGAUGGCUUAGCCAGAAAUGUGUAUUCUGAAAAGAAUCCUAGUGAGGAGUGUGCAGAAAACCUCAGUGGGCUGCUGAUAAAGGCAGAAGCAGAUGAUGGAGACCAAGGACUGUCAAUGGUCAGGCAGACAGAAGAAAAGGUCCAAACUGUGGGCCUCAAAAGGCAAAGAAUCUCUGAGAAAGAAAGUGAGACCACUGCUGGCCUUGCAGACAGGAAGGAGUCCUGUUCCCUAAAGCAAGAAAUCCCAGACAGAACUAAUACAUUUGCACAGGAUGGAGCAGAAAUGAGGAACAGCAAACAAGACCAAUCUGAGACAUGCAAUAAGGAAGCAAAGAAUUAA